AUGAAGAAAAGAGCAACCAUAUUGCUAAAUUGGAUGACGAUACCAAGGAAAUCGAACAGAAUGAAUUCUGAUGAUGCUCCUGAACAAAUAGUUUCACAACGUGAUGAUACCCCAAUAUUUGAUAUAUCUGAUAAUGCUUCAAGUUCCGACGUAUGUCAGAAGUUGGAGACUCGUAAAUCAUUGGAAGAUUAG
Diversispora eburnea is the source of this 192-nucleotide messenger RNA. NCBI's taxonomy places the organism in Eukaryota, Fungi, Glomeromycota, Glomeromycetes, Diversisporales, Diversisporaceae. The record is from the annotation of a GenBank genome assembly.